CUGUAGACGAAAGAUGCGCUUCACCUACGCUUUGAGCCUUUUGUUGUUGCUGCUUGUCAGCGUACUGGCAAGUGGUUUUCCCCAGAGUGGCCCGCCACCUCCGGGCAGACGACCGGGCCAACCACCAGGCCCUCCACCAUCGGGUCCACCACCAACUACAACCACAGCAUCGUCCGGUUAAUCCUUGCCUUCCCGAUUCUGCAAUCACAACAACCAACGACAUGGCUAAUACCUACUAGUAAUUUCUACUUACUGACUUUUUUUUUUCUUCUCUAACAAUAUCUCGAUUAAAGUUUGUAUAAUAAUGAGCAGCAACUA
Messenger RNA from Scaptodrosophila lebanonensis, 318 nucleotides. Its product is annotated as proline-rich protein HaeIII subfamily 1. The coding region runs from base 14 to 181 and encodes 55 amino acids. The transcript is spliced from 2 exons. The record is from RefSeq and is a predicted model, not a curated record. NCBI's taxonomy places the organism in Eukaryota, Metazoa, Arthropoda, Insecta, Diptera, Drosophilidae.